This is a messenger RNA of Eremothecium gossypii ATCC 10895, 441 nucleotides long. Its product is annotated as rhodanese-like domain-containing protein. The coding region runs from base 1 to 441 and encodes 146 amino acids. Gene Ontology annotation, molecular function: thiosulfate-cyanide sulfurtransferase activity. NCBI's taxonomy places the organism in Eukaryota, Fungi, Ascomycota, Saccharomycetes, Saccharomycetales, Saccharomycetaceae. The transcript has a single exon. Gene Ontology annotation, cellular component: mitochondrion. The record is from RefSeq and is marked provisional.
AUGUCGCUGCUCCAACUCCUUCGCGAGCGCCUUGCCCGGGCCUGGUCGGGCACCGACCGCCUCACCACCCUCAGCCGCCAGGACGUUGCGCGCCUGCUCACGCACCCGGACGUGCUGCUGGUCGACGUCCGCGAGCCCCCCGAGUACGCCGCCAACCGCAUCCCCGGCGCGCGCAACGUCCCGUUCCGCUCCUGUCCGGACGCCUGGGCGCUCGAGCCCGACGCCUUCCGCUCCGCCUUCGGCUUUGCCAAGCCACCGCCCUCCCAGAUGCUCGUGCUCUACUGCAAGUCCGGCGCCCGUGCGUCGGCGUCCGCGGAGCGGGCGCUGCUCGCGGGCUACUCGGACGUCUCUACGUACCCGGGCUCGAUGGAUGACUGGCUGGCCCAUGAGGAUCAGCAGACCCCGGCCGCCGGCCAGGACGAGGGCCCACGCCAGCACUAG